AUGAACAGAAGAAAAAGGAAAUCGAGGCGCGCGGAAGAAAAGUCCGCGCAAGUGAUAUGCGGUGCUACUGCUGCGCUGCUACACAACUUGGCGCCGAUCGGUUGGGUUCAAGUUUCGAAAGGCACGGCUUGGCCAAUCACCAGUGCAGCCGAACGGCCGGGCAAGAGAAGAAGCACUUACAAAAAAAGCACGUACGAGUUAGCCAAGGCAUGCAACAUGGAAGCGUUUUCCUACACGUGA
Messenger RNA from Trichoderma harzianum CBS 226.95, 240 nucleotides. RefSeq lists its product as hypothetical. The transcript has a single exon. The record is from RefSeq and is a predicted model, not a curated record. Bases 1 to 240 code for a protein of 79 amino acids. NCBI's taxonomy places the organism in Eukaryota, Fungi, Ascomycota, Sordariomycetes, Hypocreales, Hypocreaceae.